CUCUCAAGAAGGCAGGAGCACCAGUCCGCGCGCAACCAUCGCAUUAGCUGCACGUAUAUACUUGCGGAUUACACCCGUCGUAUAAUUUUCAUCCGCUAAGCUGCGGAGUGUCAGUAGUGGUAGAGUGCGAGAGUGACCGCCGCGACGGAGACCGUACAAGGAAUGUUGAUGGCGGGCGCUAUGCCGGCCGAGCCCGAGGGGCUACUGUCCCUGGGUAGUUUACCCGGUCAGAAAGACACCACAUGGACCAAACUCUUCGUCGGCGGUCUGCCAUACCAUACCACGGAUAAGAGCUUGCGAGAGCACUUUGCGGUGUACGGAGAUAUCGAGGAGGCGGUAGUGAUCACAGAUAGACAGACUAGCAAAAGUAGAGGAUACGGUUUCGUAAUAAUGGGAGACAGAGCGGCAGCGGAACGUGCCUGUAAAGACCCCAACCCAAUCAUUGACGGAAGAAAAGCCAACGUGAACCUAGCAAUACUCGGAGCGAAGCCUCGAGGGAACUUAGCGCCUGGUUUCGGAUUAGCAGCAGCGGCAGCAGCUGGUGUUCGAGCAGGUUACCCCGCCGUCCUACCCGCACACUACGGACUCUCCCCCGGCUACGUGUAUGGCGCACCAGGAUACGUGGGCGGCGUAGGCGGUGUGGGCGGCGUGGGCAACGGGGCGGGACUGAUGCAGCUGCCGCAGCUCCAGCACGCCGCGGCAGUGGCGGCUGCCAACCACUUAUACGAGUAUCAAGCAGCUGCGCAAGGCGCCUACCAACACCAAUAUGCUACCAUAGAUCCCUACGCCACCGCAGCCGCAGCGGCAGCGGCAGCUAGCGGUGCAGGGUAUAUGUCUCCAUACUACGCUCUGCAGGGUGGUAGUGUCCAAGCACCCCUUCUGCCCCCCCUGUCCUAUCCUCCUCAGCUCCAGGAGGCACGCAUGCAGUGAAAACACAUGUCACAGUGAUGUCGUAGCGUUACCACACACGAGCUAAAAGUAUAUUUUUGACAACUUUAUGAAAAACCAAAUAUUCAAAUACAAAGUUUAAAGUGACCAAAGCUGUAGAAUAAGCCUACGAUGUUAGCCUCGAGUUAACUAAUAUGUAGUACACGUUGAUUACUAAAAAUUAUAUUAUUUUUGAAAACUAAAUGGUAAAAAGAUAACAAUAAGGUGCCUUAGUCAAAGACUUCAAUUGGCCUUUACUAUAGGUACUACAAUAUAAUUAGAAACACAAGAAAUAACUUAAUUAGCCUGCCAGUGUACGUGUAAUAAUACUAUGUGAAGUAAAUUAAUAAAAAAUAUUUUUUACGUAUUAAUUUGUACUUAUGUUCAUCGGGACAUUGAGACGUUACUCUUUGUUGUGACAUAUCAUUUGAAUUCCACUACUAAUACCAUUGUAUUGCAUUGUCAGAACAUAAAUGAGCUCAAUUUAAUUUUUUUCGUUCACCCCCUUCAAACAACAAUUGCACUAGAAGAAUAGUUACGAGUGUACGAGUAUUGGUUAGUGUAACUGCGAAGUCCCAAGUAACCAUGUCACGGCAGCGGUACACGCGACCCGACGGACAGCUCGUAGUACAUAAGUAAGGUUACGCCAUGUUUGCCCAUGACUUGUAUCAUCCUCAACCAAAGGUUCCUACCAUUAUCUGCUUAUACAAUAUCGUUCGAAUGCUCUCUCGAUAGAGGAUAGCCUAAUGUGAUACAAAGUAAUGAAGUAAUAAUCACUUAAGUAUCGAGAUCUGUGUUUAUUUGGUACGGGGUAAUUGUGGAUGUGUAAAUGUACGCGGAAGGCUUCAUAAGCUUAAUUGUUUAGAUUUCUAUUGUUUAAACAUGUCCAUGUUGCUCAAUGUGUCCUCAAAUGGACUUGGUUUAGUUUAAGGUCGGAGGAGAGGGGUUUACUACGUAAAUUUAGCAAAAAUACUUAAUCUUAAUCAUAAUGCGUAUAACAUACGACCCUAGUAAUAUUCUCCAAAGCGGUUUAGGGUACUUAAUAGUUAGAAUAAUUCAAUUACUAGUCCUUGUAAUAUUAAUUGUAAUGAAACUUUACUAACGCCGGCCGUGACCAUUCUAUUUCUAUUCAUUGUUUACCAAAAAAUAAUAGAAACAAUUUUUUUGUCACUGUUACUCAAUUCGUUUGAUUAACGAACACUGAUAUACUAGUAAACAAAAAUAUUAUACUGAUUUCGUGUAAGCAGUAUCUAGCGACGGCUAGCGUUUAGUACAAGUUAAAGCUAAGGCACUAGAAUGAUUAGAUUAUUAAAUAAUUAACAUAAUAUAUGUAUGUUUAAGAUAAUCUUAGAUGUAAUAUUCUGUUAUUCGUAAUUUAUUUUGUUGAUAUUUGUAAAUCUACAUGUUGAUACUAUUUAUUAUGUGGAAGAGGAAUAAAAAUUGUUAAAUAUUAAUAAACCGAAAUGAAUCUCUUACAGCUGAGCAUGUGUAGUUAGCGCCAAGUAUCAUCCAAGUUACAAUUUCGCAUCAUCACGGAUGCCUCGGUCGGGCAGUCAAAAGCAUGAAUAAGGAUUAGCUAACUGUUAGUAUCAACCCAUGUUGCUUGGCACCAUCUCUAUGUUAGCAAUGUGAUUCGGCUCGAUAUAUUGAAUUAUAGACAUUAUAUAAGUAUAAACAUACCAAAUAUAACAUUAUAAGUAUGUAUACCAUGGUCUAGUGUAGGGUCCCUACUUGUCCCCUCAUAGUAAGACACUAUUAAGCCACUAGACGCGGAUAUUCACUUUUAAAAUGCCAUAUAGUGAGGCCAUCUUGCCGUAAUAUAGGACUUAAAAAUUAUAAAAAAAAAUGUUUAUUACCCUACAUAGUAUAUACAUAUCAUCAAACAAUUA
Molecule: messenger RNA, 2816 nt
Organism: Pieris brassicae (large cabbage white)
Lineage: Eukaryota; Metazoa; Arthropoda; Insecta; Lepidoptera; Pieridae
Product: RNA-binding protein 38-like
Exons: 5
Coding region: 163-930 (255 amino acids)
Cellular component (GO): cytosol
Molecular function (GO): RNA binding
Source: RefSeq, a predicted model, not a curated record